AGUUCUGCCGCAUCGACAAGGCGCUGUGCCACGACGAGGACGAGCAGCUCAGCUUCGAGGCCGUGCGCAACAUCCACAAGCAGAUGGACGACGACGCCAACGGCAACGUGGACGUGGAGGAGAGCGACGAGUUCUUGAGGGAAGACUUGAAUUACCACGACCCAGCAGUCAAGCACAGCACUUUCCAUGGAGAAGACAAGCUCAUCAGCGUGGAAGAUCUCUGGAAGGCCUGGAAAACAUCCGAAGUGUACAACUGGACGGUGGAUGAGGUGGUUCAGUGGCUCAUUUCCUACGUGGAGCUGCCCCAGUACGAGGAGACCUUCAGGAAACUGCAGCUGAGCGGCCACGCCAUGCCCAGGCUGGCAGUGAACAACGCCACCAUGAUGGGCACGGUGCUCAAAAUGACGGACCGCAGCCACCGGCAGAAGCUGCAGCUCAAGGCUCUGGACACGGUGCUCUUCGGGCCCCCUCUGUUGACUCGUCACAACCACCUCAAGGACUUCAUGCUGGUGGUGUCCAUUGUCAUCGGCGUGGGCGGCUGCUGGUUCGCCUACAUCCAGAACCGCUACUCCAAGGAGCACAUGAAGAAGAUGAUGAAGGACCUGGAGGGUCUCCACAGGGCUGAGCAGUCUCUCCAUGACCUACAGGAGAGGCUGCAGAAGGCGCAGGAGGAGCAUCGCUCCGUGGAGGUGGAGAAGGUGCACCUGGAGAAGAAGCUGCAGGACGAGAUCAGCAUUGCCAAGCAGGAGGCACACAGGCUGCGGGAGCUGCGCGAGGGCACCGAGAACGAGCUCAGCCGGCAGAAGUACGCGGAGCAGGAGCUGGAGCAGGUGCGGAUGGCACUGAAGAACGCGGAGAAGGAGCUGGAGUCCCACUGCAGCUGGGCAGCCCCCGAGGCCCUGCAGAAGUGGCUGCAGCUGACCCACGAGGUGGAGGUGCAGUACUACAACAUCAAGAAGCAGAACGCAGAGAAGCAGCUGCUGGUGGCCAAGGAAGGGGCUGAAAAGAUCAAAAAGAAGCGAAACACCCUUUUUGGGACGUUCCAUGUUGCUCAUAGUUCCUCUCUGGACGAUGUCGAUCAUAAAAUCCUAACUGCAAAACAAGCUCUGAGCGAGGUGACGGCGGCGCUGCGGGAGCGGCUGCACCGCUGGCAGCAGAUCGAGCUCCUGUGCGGCUUCCAGAUCGUCAACAACCCCGGCAUCCACUCGCUGGCCUCGGCCCUCAACAUCGACCCCGGCUGGAUGGGCACGCCCCGGCCCAACCCCUCCCACUUCAUCAUGACCGACGACGUGGACGACCUGGACGAGGAGCUGGUGUCACCCAUGUCCAUCCAAUAUGCAGCCUGGCUUUUCGGGCGCAGGUUCAGCGACCGCUCCUCGCUGUCCUUGGAGGAUCAGUCCCUCUGGAAAUACCCCGCUCCGGCCUUGCCCAGCACAGUCCGGCAGCGCCUGGUGGAGCCGCAGCACGGCCACGGAUCGCAGAGGUUGGUAGAGAGUCUCGUGCCGGGGCAGCCCGAGGCGGGCCCCGUGGCCCCGUUCCGGGCGGGCCGAGUGUCCCUGCGCCGAAUGCACAGCCUCACCUCCGGACAGUCCUUCAGCUCCGACCUGCCCGGCUCCAGCCCAUCGCCUGCCUCCACCUCCUCCACCUCCUGCUCCUCAUCCACCACCACCGCACCUGCUCCUGCUUGCCAUGUCCACCCUAUCUAUUACCAUCACACCACCUCUUAUUUCCUCCAGAUGGAUUCCAUCCCCGACCUGCCCCCUCCUGAUGUCACCUCUGGAGUUCGCUGUCGCACUGGGAGCUUUGGAGAUUUAACUCGCUGCGACUCCGACUCCUCCAUCCCGCACCUGAGCGACCACCAGCGUAUCCCCAGCUCGGCGCCCAAGCUGCUGGCUGCCCGGCCCACGCUGCUGACCCGCUCCGUGGAGGAGGCUGUCCCCGGGCCCCCGGGCCCCGGCGCGCCCACCCCCAACGGCGGCAGCCGGCACGGGGAGCCCCCGGCGCUGGCGGCUUUGCAGGAGCGGCCGCCCGAGAGCCCCGCGGUGAUGAAGAAGAUGAUGAUGGUGAACCACGGCAUGGAGAAGUCCUCCAGCCUGGGGGAGAUGGGCCACCCGACGGCCGGCAAGCCCAGCCACUCGGAUUCGUCGCGGUCGCACAGCCCCAGCUCCACCGACCCCGACACCCCCUCCCCCAUCUCUGACUGCCGGCCCGGCGGCGCCAGGAACACCCGCAUCCCGCAGCUGGCCGCCAAGAAGAGCCCGGGGGACGAGGACAGCAGCCUGACGGGCGACGAGGUUGACCUCGGCCAGAGCAAGAAAAAGUUCCCCCUAAAGAUCUUCAAGAAGCCCAAGAAGUAGGGGGAGGACACCCCCGGACGCGUCCCGCCGGGCCCGGGGCCGGCCGUGCGCCGGGAACGCAGCGCGGCCCCGGCACGCUCCGCUCCCCGAGUCACCCCCAGCGCCGGCACCGGAGGAGCUAUUUAAACUUAUUUAUUUCCUCAUCUCCGAGACGAAAAACCGCGACGCCGCCGGCUCCCCCGGGAGAAGAGCCGCCCCUGCCCUCCCCUCCGACCGCUGCGGUCCCGGCUUUGCUGUGCAUGGCUUCCAGUUACUCCUGCUCCGCUCAGCCACGCGGCCUUUGGGUUUGGUUUCAAUGUGGUUUUGUUUUGUUUUGUUUUUAAUUUUAAUUUUUUUUAAAUUGUCGUUAUUGAUUUGUUUUCCUGCCUCCUCCGACUUUUGCACAGGCUGAUGGAGGGUCGGGGCGCUCCCCCCGGCGUGGCUCGGCUCUCAGCGGUUCUCCCUCAUUUCCCCGAGUCACUUUUCCACCGCGGCCCCCCACGGCUGCGGCCCUGGGAAGGGGAUCCCCGCCCCGAGCAGCUCUCGCUAGGCAGGAGCGGGGAGGACUCUGCCCCUGCCGGUACUUGUGCGUCCCGCAGCGCCCUGCCCGGGGCCCGGGCUGGGGCUCGGGGGGGAGCAGCCCACGCCCGGCACCGGUUCGCUUCCCCGGGCACCCUCCGCAGCCCUCCGGGACCCGGCUGAGCGCCCUGGUGACAAGGGACGGGAGGGAGGGCUCAUCCCGAGGGGUGUCGGUGCAGAGCCGGCUCCGGCUGCCACAUGCGCACGAAGAGGAGGGGGCUCCCGGGAGCGGGGCCCGUCCCCUGUCCCCGUGUCCCCGUGUCCCCUGUCCUGGCUGGGCAGGGCCAGAGGGAGGGACCAGGAGGGGACGGGCUGUGCCUGGCCGGCAGGACCACGACAGAGUCCUCCCUGCCCUGGGGCAGGCCGGGCGCUGGGGGCUCUGUGCCCUCCCGAGGGACGCGGCAGGAGGCUCACACAGGCAGCGUCCCCGGGUCUCAGUCGGUCCUGAGCCGCUCCCAGGGGCUCUCCCGUCCUCCCUCUGCACACUGGGGGUCACAUCCUGCUGCUCACAGCCCCCGGCUCACCUCGGGCUGUCCCCAUCGCAGCCCCGGCCACUGAGGGGGUCCCCACUCGGGCAGGAACUGCAGCUGAGUCCCCCUCCCUCUGAGGGCUGAGCCUGUCCCGAGGGAUGAGCCCUGAUCCAUCCCCAGGGCCGAGCACGGUUCCAUCCCGAGGGAUGAGCCCUGCUCCAUCCCCAGGGCUGAGCACAGUUCCAUCCCGAGGGAUGAGCCCUGAUCCAUCCCCAGGGCUGAGCACGGUUCCAUCCCGAGGGAUGAGCCCUGAUCCAUCCCCAGGGCUGAGCACGGUUCCAUCCCGAGGGGUGAGCCCUGAUCCAUCCCCAGGGCCGAGCACAGUUCCAUCCCGAGGGAUGAGCCCUGAUCCAUCCCCAGGGCUGAGCACAGUUCCAUCCCGAGGGGUGAGCCCUGAUCCAUCCCCAGGGCUGAGCACAGUUCCAUCCCGAGGGAUGAGCCCUGAUCCAUCCCCAGGGCUGAGCACGGUUCCAUCCCGAGGGAUGAGCCCUGAUCCAUCCCCAGGGCCGAGCACAGUUCCAUCCCGAGGGAUGAGCCCUGAUCCAUCCCCAGGGCUGAGCACAGUUCCAUCCCGAGGGAUGAGCCCUGACCCAUCCCCAGGGCCGAGCACAGUUCCAUCCCGAGGGGUGAGCCCUGAUCCUGCUCCAUCCUGAGGGAUGAGCCCUGAUCCUGCUCCAUCCCCAGGGAUGAGCCCUGAUCCUGCUCCAUCCCCAGGGAUGAGCCCUGCUCCUGCUCCAUCCCUGGUCCCGGCUCCAUCCCCAGGGCUGGGCCUUGCUCCCCGCCCUUGCCCCCUCUCCCAGGUCCUCCAGGAGCAUCCCCCAGCCCGGGGCUGCCAGGGGAGCCCCAAGCCCCCUCCCACCCCACUGGGGGCAGCCCCUGGCACCACCUGACCGCAGGGUUCCUGUCCUCAGCACCCCCUCCGUCCCCAGGCCACCAUCCCACACACGCUUGGGGCUGCGGAGGGGGCUGCUCCCGCCGAGGCAGAGGAGGAUGCACGACGCGGGGAGGAAGAGGAGGCCAGGCUGGAUGCCAAGAGGCCCCGGGGCCUUGCUUUAUGCCAGAGUAAUAUAUUUGUGUCUUGACAAUUCAGGAAGGGCUACAAAGGUGUUUUUUUGUUCCGUAGGUGGGAGUUAAACAAUUUCACUGUUGCUUUGGGAUAAGUGAAAAAUUCCUCUCAAUGACUUUUAAGUGCCUGCAUUUCCCUGGGGACGGGGGGGAGGACGCGCUCGGCCCCGCAGCCGGGGCUGCUGCCCGGGCACCCCGAUUCCGUGGGCACCCCGCUUUGUGGGCACCCCGCUUUGUGGGCACCCCGAUUUUGUGGGCACCCCAAUUCCGUGGGCACCCCAGUUCACGGGCACAGCCCCCCGGGAGCGGGGCCGGCGGGGUCGGGGCCGGAGCUGCUUGUGGUGGCAGAGACCUGUGGAUGCUUCUGGAGAAGGGGUUGGGGAUCCACCAAACGGCAACUGUUGACGCAUCUGCCAACUCUUGAUUUAAGGUGGUUUUUUUCGGUUUUUUUUUGUUUUUUGUUUUUUGUUUUUGUCAUUUCAUAAAACUUUUCAAUCCAAUAAAGCAUGUAGUCUAUUUUACGA
This is a messenger RNA of Hirundo rustica (Barn swallow), 5034 nucleotides long. It is a transcript of the gene STIM1, whose product is annotated as stromal interaction molecule 1. Gene Ontology annotation, molecular function: protein binding; calcium channel regulator activity; calcium ion binding. The record is from RefSeq and is a predicted model, not a curated record. The transcript is spliced from 12 exons. Bases 84 to 2357 code for a protein of 757 amino acids. Gene Ontology annotation, biological process: store-operated calcium entry; intracellular calcium ion homeostasis; activation of store-operated calcium channel activity. Gene Ontology annotation, cellular component: plasma membrane; endoplasmic reticulum. Lineage: Eukaryota; Metazoa; Chordata; Aves; Passeriformes; Hirundinidae.